Cryptomeria japonica (Japanese cedar) is the source of this 2004-nucleotide messenger RNA. RefSeq names its product aspartyl protease family protein 2. The record is from RefSeq and is a predicted model, not a curated record. Lineage: Eukaryota; Viridiplantae; Streptophyta; Pinopsida; Cupressales; Cupressaceae. Gene Ontology annotation, molecular function: aspartic-type endopeptidase activity. Bases 36 to 1376 code for a protein of 446 amino acids. Gene Ontology annotation, biological process: proteolysis. The transcript has a single exon.
AUUUCCUCUUCACACAUUAUCAAUCGAGUAAAGAGAUGACGACACUUCAUCUCUUACUCUUUCUGCUAAUGGCUUGUGGCAGAGCGCAAAACAGUAAGCUUGCAAAAGCAAGUCCCACAGAGGAGAAGCUGAGCUUCUCUGCGGCUCAGACGGGAAAAUCAAGCACGAGCUUUCCUCUGAUACACAUCAAUGCCAAGUGCUCCCCUUUCCGCAACAGUAAUUCAACGUUGCUGACCACCAUGUUGGACUCAAUAAAGGGCGACGUCCAGCGCUACCGCGCAAUAACUCGAGUAGCCACCAGGUUUACUAUACAAGAGGACACCGACGUCCCUUUGACCUCAAAGAGCGGUGACUACAUAAUAAAUCUGGGCUUCGGCACGCCCCAGCAGAGCUUCUACAUGUCCCUCGACACUGGCAGUGACAUCUCCUGGAUUCCCUGCGCCCUCUGCACCGAUUGCACAGGGAACAUCUUCGACCCCUCCAACUCACCCACCUUCCAAUUCCUCAGCUGCUCUUCGGAGACGUGUCAAGCACUGGGUAGCACUCCAAACUGCGGGAAUUACAACUGCAGCAUUACCCAGACCUACGGCGAUGGAUCCGAGGUGAAGGAACUCAUGUCAACGGACUCUCUCGCCGUGGGCUCGCAGUCCAUGCCCGACUUUAUUUUCGGCUGCGCCAAAGCUCGGACAGGGCUUAUCACCUCCACGCCCGGUUUGGUCGGUUUUGGAAGAGAUUCGCUGUCGUUUCUUUCACAGACGGCGAAUCUGUUCCAGGAAACAUUCUCUUAUUGCCUUCCGUCGCCUGAAUCCACGGGCUGCCUUGCGCUCGGGAAAGCCGCCCUUUCCUCCCCUGGCUUGCAGUUUACUUCCCUGUUGUCAAACGAUGCAAAUCCUUCAUUCUAUUACGUUGGGUUAAACGGAAUCUCGGUUGGAGAAGACCUCGUGGAUGUGCCGGCGAUAGAUCAGUCGAGCGGAGACGGGACAAUAAUAGACUCGGGAACCUUUAUCACUCGGCUGGUGGAACCUGUUUACGGUUCUGUGAGAGACUCUUUCGUUCGUCAACUCUCGAAUCUGAGUCGGGCAGCUUCGUAUUCGAUCUUCGAUGCGUGCUUCAAUUUUCCUCCGGGGGAUGUGGAGGUGCCCCAGAUGACGUUGCAUUUUGAUAAUAAUGUGGAUGUGGCUCUGCAGCAGAUUAAUGUUUUAAUUCCUGUGGAUGAGCAGGGGUCGGUGCAAUGCUUGGCUUUCGCGCCUCCACCUGGGGACCCCUCAGUUUCCAUGGUAUCUAUAUUGGGGAGUUACCAGCAGCACAACUUCCGAGUAGUUUAUGAUAUUCCUGGUUCUCGACUUGGAAUUGCUCCUGAAAGCUGCGAUGGUUGAUGGUUGAUGGUUGAUUGAUUACGCAGUCUUCUUCUCCGCCGCUUUAAUCAUUUUUAUAGCGAAAUAUUCGCUCCAAAUAAUUUGUCUUUACAGAAGGGUGGCCGAGUUACAUCGCUUGGUUGGUAAUUGGUCAUACUCAUUAUUAAGGGUAUGGUUUUCUCAUUAUUAUUAAUUUAAUUAGAUAUAUUAAGUGUGCCUUGAAAUAAGUGAUUUUAGUGGAAAAUACAAUGUUUACAUAUUUUUCCAUCUCCCACAUGAUAUCCAUCUCACUUGUUUACCUUAGAGGCUUUUAGGUCAUGAAGGAUAAAGUCUCAAAAACUUAGCCUAAUUUUAUAUUUUUUGACAUUUAAAUCCAGUAUCAUAAAACAUUUUAGUCAAAUAACCACUCUCUCACCUUCUUUGUCUUUUUGUGAUGAGCCCUUGCAUUUGUCUAGUUACAAGGUGGUAGGGUUAGGGAUAUUGCUUGCCCUUACUUUUUAUCUAGUCCUAGAUGAUGGAACCUUACAUCCCAUUGCUUUCAUGUGGCUAGGCUUGGGGUCGCAAAAUAAACAAGUACAAAUUUAUGGAAUGGAAAAGUGUUCCUUCUCAAACACAAUAUUUUAUGGAUGGAUUCAUUUUAAUUGAGACA